UCCAUCAGACACUCAGACACACACACAUGGACAUAGAGUCCAGAGUGAUAAAAAAAACGAAGUUACCUUUUAAUAAAAUUGAACCGUUGAAGAGUAGAGCGACUGAAUAAACUUUUCAGGAAUCAACAAAGAAACCAACCAGAGAGCGUUAACUUCUAAUCAUGAGAUGAAGAUGUUUGGAGGUUUUAAAGAGAAACACGUUGGGAAGAUAGAGACAAAGUGGGACCAGACCUUUAGUUUCCUACCAGUGCUGCUGGAGGAGGAGGAGGGGGAGGAGGAGGAGGGGGGGGAGGAGGAGGAGGGGGAGGGGGAGAAAGAGGAGGAGGGGGAGGAAGAGGAGGAGGAGGAGGAGGAGGGGGAGGAAGGGGAGGAGGAGGAGGAAGAGGACUGGGUUUGGGGUUGAGGCUGGAAGGGGAACAGCUCCGGCAACGAUCAUUAAUUUUAGGAAAAAGAUGGU
Messenger RNA from Sander lucioperca (pikeperch), 457 nucleotides. Its product is annotated as glutamic acid-rich protein-like. NCBI's taxonomy places the organism in Eukaryota, Metazoa, Chordata, Actinopteri, Perciformes, Percidae. The transcript is spliced from 2 exons. The record is from RefSeq and is a predicted model, not a curated record. The coding region runs from base 167 to 403 and encodes 78 amino acids.